Molecule: messenger RNA, 1032 nt
Organism: Haemonchus placei
Lineage: Eukaryota; Metazoa; Nematoda; Chromadorea; Rhabditida; Trichostrongylidae
Source: the annotation of a GenBank genome assembly
AUGUUCGACUGCGGACCUAAUCAGACGGUCUUACAGAUUCUGGCUCCAUUCACCAACGUGUUCUCCCAGAUUCAUUCAUAUCUUUACGUAUUUCUAUGCGUAGUCGGUGUAUUCGCCAAUAUCGCCAUUGUCGUCGUUUUAUUACGACCAGCAAUGCGACGAUCACCGUUCAACUUGUUUUUGAUAUGUAUUGCUAUUUGUGAUGCGACACUCAUGGCAACCUAUUUGCUCUUCAAACAUGUGGAAUUUUGUCAUCCAUGGUUCUUCUCACACGUUUGGAUGAUCUACACAAGAUUCUAUGCUAUGUUUUCCGUAUUUGUACACAGCGCCAGUUUAUGGUUUACGGUAAAUAUGGCAGUAAUGAGGUAUCUGGUUCUCUAUCGGGGAAGUCAUGCUCACAGUCGUCUGCCUCCAUGCAAUGGCUAUCCAGCAGCCUGUGUAGCGAUCAUUGUUGGAGCUGUGAUCGCUCUUAUUGGGAGCCUACCAAACAUGCUUCGCUAUAGAAUAAAAUUUGUGAAAGAGAUGCCAGUACCUGGAAGUUGCCUCGAGACUAAAUAUCAUGCAUCAUGGGACGAAUCCGAUACUAUCUACAGAUACGAUCUUGUACAGCCGACAUGGUGGAAUUGCCAAUGGGAACGGAUCAACUUCUGGGUUGCCGCACGUGAAAGACGACUGCGGCUUUGUGGAGGCGUUCCCACUGGGAAUUCUCAGGCUGAACGAACAACCGCUAUGUUGACGGGAAUUGUUGCUGUGUUUUUGAUUACUGAACUGCCUCAGGGGAUUCUUGGCCUUGCUGUCGGUAUCAAUCCUCGCAUGAUGUUCAUUACCGUUCCUCUUGGGAACUUUUUCGAUUUGCUUUCGCUUAUCAAUAGCGCCGUUAAUUUCGUUCUAUGUGCUCUGAUGUCUCAUGUAUUCAGAAGGGAGUUCCUGCACACGUUCAGUAUGUGCUGUCCACAGUCCAGCGAAAAUCACAGUGGAGCACCGAUCACUAAACCGUGCAAUAAAACGUUAUUCUAUUUAUUCAAUACUUGA